Cololabis saira (Pacific saury) is the source of this 3012-nucleotide messenger RNA. Its product is annotated as B- and T-lymphocyte attenuator-like. NCBI's taxonomy places the organism in Eukaryota, Metazoa, Chordata, Actinopteri, Beloniformes, Belonidae. Gene Ontology annotation, molecular function: signaling receptor activity. Gene Ontology annotation, cellular component: plasma membrane. Gene Ontology annotation, biological process: immune response-regulating cell surface receptor signaling pathway. The record is from RefSeq and is a predicted model, not a curated record. The coding region runs from base 293 to 1246 and encodes 317 amino acids. The transcript has 6 exons.
CUGAGUGAGGGAAGGAGAUUAUUGUACAGCUUGAGAUUUUCGCUGUAGUGUGAUCACGCAGGAAGCCCUGGUUUUGAUACAUUUAACUGAAUUGGACUUGCAAAAUUUGCAGAAAUGAGACCACCCACUGAAUUUAAACUCACUUCCACACCACCCCUCUCAUGAAGAAUGUUAGGUGACUGCAAAUAGAGGAAGCAGCACGGUCUGAUUUCAGCAUUUCUCUUUUUUUGUCUGACAAAUUAACAAUGUAUUUAGUAGAGCAGUUCAUGCUUGAGCUGACUGACAUUGGACGAUGACUGGAGGCUUGCUGGGUGGUUGCAUCAUGAGGCCAAAUCAUCGCUGGACUCCCCUGGAUGUGUCCAUCUUGGCAUUGUUGUUUCUCACCUUAAACGCGGACACAGGUGAAGACUCCGGCUGUUCCUCUGAAAUCAAAGUACGCCGCAACACAGAGUAUAAAGCUGUUCUUGGAGAAGAUUUCAGGAUUGAAUGUCCAGUUGCUUUUUGUAAUGCUGCACCUCCAGAAGUCCGGUGGUAUAAAGAUGAGAUCUCUGGUCGUCAUGCCAUCAACAGCAGUGAUGGACACACUGAAGUGGAGUGGAAACAUGAAAAUGAAUCUGCAGGAAAAUCCUAUCUGAUCUUCCGAAACAUUCAAAAAAAUGAUGAAGGUUUUUAUUGGUGUCAGAUGCCAGACACUGUGGGUCACAAAAUCAAAGUUUCUGUCAAUGGCUCUGUGAGGAGGAACAAUGCUACACAGACGAAUAACACAAGCAAAGAAGAUCAACCUGAAUCCCCAGAGAAUGUAUGGCUAUAUUUGUACUGUGGUGCCGGGAUCGUCUUGUUUGUCAUCAUUGCGAUAAUUAUAUCUGUCAUAUCGAUGAGAGGAUGCAAAGGGAAAUCGAAGGAAAGGAUCCAAACUGAAAACCAGUAUGAGACCAUUGGCAUGAUCGAGCAACCGUUCUCACACGCCAACCUCCAUCCUUCGCCAAGAGGAAGCCCCUGCGUGCUGCCCCCUCGAAGGUCUACCAAGAGGAAGUCCCCAUCACGGCACCCCAAUGGGUUGAGAUCAUCAAGAGAUAGUGAGCAGCUUUCUGAGCAGAUGAAAGAGGACAGAGUAAAAGCAGCUGAGGUGGAGUACGGUUCUGUUGUGUAUGCUGCUCUCAACCACGAUGUGCCACAGCGACCUGCUGCUCGAGCGCUGAGGCCAAUGGAUGCGACAUCAGAGUACGCAGCUAUCCGUGUGUUAUAAGGAGACAAACCCACAGCAGAAGACCAGGAGUGGACAUUUGAGUGGAGGAGUCCUUCACUUAACUCAUCUCUUUACUGGGAGUCAUCAUGCAGCAGCAAGGAUGGGCGGACUCCAAACAUACUUCAGCACACGCAGCACAAGCAAGCGGUCGGCUGCAAAAUGACACUCAUGAACUGAAUCAAAUAAAUACAACUGUAAACUAAAGCACUGCAUGAAUGUUUGAUAAUUUCACACACAGUGUUGAUUGAUUUUCCGCCUGCAUUUCAUGUUAAGUAGCAUUUCCCGCCCUCAGACCUAUGGAGUACAUCAAGAUGGUUGAAUAGAAACGCAGCCAAAGAGAAUGAUGUCGGUGAACUGAGACUCACCCCAUCCGGAGUAAGAAAAGUGUCACAUAAACGAAAUAUGUAACCCCCCCCCAAAAAAAAAAUACAGAGCAGAAUAAGUGAGUUUCUAUUAAAUAACAUGAAGCAGAGCAGGAGUUGGAGUUUUCUGUUAUGUUGCGGAGUGUUCUGUUAUGUUAAAAUGUCCAGCUUCACAGCAAAAACAUAUAUCCACAGCUAAAUCUAGCAUCCAUGACAACAGUAAACAAUAAACUUCAAUGUACCACAUAAAGGUAAAAUUAUGAGGCCACAAAUUUACAAGGUGAGAGUUUUUAAGUCACAUCUGCAUUGUGGUACGUGGCAUUAAUAGCUAACUGUCAUUACUUUCGCUACUUAGCAGUUAGAGAGCAGAAUCACUCUUAUUAGAAGGGGGCAUUUUAGGAAAAAUAACUGUAUUUGAUGCUUGAGCAUGACUCGCUUUUGAUACCAAUCUCCAGUGGUCCGUUUAUAAAAAGCAAAAUUUCUCAUUUCCUUGUUGGCCUUCGUCUGUUUGUCUGUACCAUAGACCAUAAAACGGCAAACCAUUAGGUCACGUGACCCAUUGGUUUCUGAAGAGUGGUUUAGAAGCCCAUUUUUCUGUUUGCGGGUUGCAGCCAUGUUGAUCUGGAAGACGAAGGAAACAUGACCACUGUAUGUCAGUCAAAGUUAGCUUUUCUCCCACUUCCUUCAGCCGAACCCUGCGGAAAUAUCUGCAGAUCUUCCAUCAGAUAUUUACAGCGGGAUGUAAUGUGUAACAUGUUGAUUCGACAGCGAAACCAAAAAAGACCAUCAAAUUUAGCCGAUGCUGGGUUAAUACAAAUGGGUGGUUGCUUCGCUAAGCGCGGUAGCAUGAAGAUUACCAGUAGAGAUGUGGAAGUGAUAGCAGCUAGCCCUGGCUGAGCCGACUGUCAAUUAUAUUAGAAAUAAAUUUAGUGGUCAAUAUAAACUUUCCUGGUGUGGUACAGAAAAAUUCACCCCCUUAAAGUUGUCAUGGAAACCAAACAAGUGAGGCCAUAACGUUUCUUUGAACUUCGUUUAUUUCUGCUCUAAAGUUAAACAUUUUAACAUGGGAGUCUGCGGAGAUUGACUUGCUUUUGGAGCCCUCCAGUGGUCAGUCGAGGAACUGCAAUGAAUUUUAGCUCCUUAUGAGCCUCAAUGCAGAAGUGAGAUGGUUGGAGCUUGGUGGGAGCUUGGUUGGAGCUUGGUGGGAGCUUGGUUGGAGCUUGGUGGGAGCUUGGUUGGUGUUGGAUUGGUGUUUAAUUGGUGCUUGAUUGGAGCUUGGUUGGUGCUUGGUUGGUGCUUGGUUGGAGCUUGGUUGGUGCUUGGUUGGAGCUUGGUUGGAGCUUGGUGGGAGCUUGGUUGGAGCUUGGUUGGAGCUUGGUUGGUGCUUGGUUGGAGCUUGGUUGG